GUGAAUACAGAUGAUGUGCGGGGGACGGAUUUUGUGCUCACACACAUUAACGAACAAGUGGAUGUGGCUGGCGAAGUGGUAUUUGCUGGCAUGGAGCCACCUUUGCAGUAUAAAAUUGGCCUAUACAAACAUGGUGAUCUGAUGCAGCAAGUAACCGUGAAUGCGCCAUCGACCGUCUUUUACUUCGACAUACCUAGUGUGAACAAUGAGGUUAGUGAAUUAUCUCUGCAAUAA
Molecule: messenger RNA, 234 nt
Organism: Gongylonema pulchrum
Lineage: Eukaryota; Metazoa; Nematoda; Chromadorea; Rhabditida; Gongylonematidae
Source: the annotation of a GenBank genome assembly